Molecule: messenger RNA, 1212 nt
Organism: Rotaria sp. Silwood2
Lineage: Eukaryota; Metazoa; Rotifera; Eurotatoria; Philodinida; Philodinidae
Source: the annotation of a GenBank genome assembly
AUGAAACUUCAACGCAUUACAUCUGCAAUUUAUACAUGUACUAAUGCUGAACAAUGUCUAAGUUAUAUUGAUAAUAUUGACGAUAAAAAGGUAUUUAUAAUUGUAUCGGAUGAUUUGGGGGAAGAAAUUGUUCCCCUCAUACAUGAUAAACCGCAGCUCGACAGCAUUUAUAUAUUUAGCCAAGUAAAACGACAAAGAUUGCCUUGGGCAAAUAAAUGGUCAGAAAAAAUAAAACAAAUCUUGUUUGACAUGGAAGAUAUUUUCCAAAAUAUUAAAUUUGAUAGCGGCCUGGUUGGUAGCUUGACUUCAAUCAGUAUUAUACGCAGAAUAGACAUUCCAAGCUUAAUUGGAAAUGAACUAGAUCAAUCAUAUAUGUAUACGCAAUUACUCAAAGAGAUUCUACUUGAAAUGAAGCAUGAUCACAUAUCCAAAAAUAAGCUGGUUGAAUUUUGUCGAGAAAAAUAUAUUGACAACAUUCUUCAAUUGAGUUUAAUCGAUGAAUUCGAUCAAGAAUAUGAUAAUAAUUUAGCCAUUCAAUGGUAUACAAAAGAAUCAUUUCUUUAUGCAACGCUGAAUCGAGCUUUGCGGGAACAAGACAUUGAAACAAUCAUGAAAAUGGGCUUUUUUCUACAUGAUCUUCAUCAACAAAUUCUAGAUAUGCAUAAUGAGCAAUCGAAAACUCGUGAUCAUAAUAAAUUCAUUGUUUAUCGAGGACAAGGCAUGACACCUGGUGAAAUAGAAAAGAUACAAGCUAGUCAAGGUGGUCUUCUCUCUUUCAAUAAUUUCUUGUCGACGACUCUCGAUGAAAAAGUCUCAUUUCACUUUGCAGAGAAGGCAUACAAAAAUCCUAAUGUUAUCGCGGUUUUAUUUCAUAUGGAAAUUAAUCCGAAAAUCUCAUCGGUUCAAUUUGCUUUUAUAGACAAGCAAAGUACAUAUAAAUAUGAGAGUGAAAUUCUUUUCUCUAUGCAUACCGUUUUUCGAAUUAUGGGUUCACAAAAACUAGAAGAUCGAUUCUGGCAAGUUAAUUUAGCUCUGACCAGUGACAACGAUGAACAGCUUAGAAAUAUUGCCGAUUACAUGAGAAAAGAGCUUGGCAAAGGUACUUCAUUGGACAAACUAGGACAUCUAAUGCUUAAGAUGGGCGAACUUAGUCAAGCUGAAGAAAUAUAUGCACCACAACUUGAUUCAACUGAUGAAAANUAUAGAUUGUGA